Messenger RNA from Pocillopora meandrina, 814 nucleotides. The record is from the annotation of a GenBank genome assembly. NCBI's taxonomy places the organism in Eukaryota, Metazoa, Cnidaria, Anthozoa, Scleractinia, Pocilloporidae.
AUGAUCGAUGUGACGAUACGUGGUGCAAAACCGACUCUAUGUUGUAGUCGACGAAUUCACCGUACCUGUCGUCAACAUCAUGUGAACUCGCACGAUUGUUAUGGAAAUUGUCGAACCCCUUUUGCUGCUACCGAUCCUGUCCGUGUACCUGAUAGAGAACAACAGCGUCAACAAGCCCUUAGAGAUUUGGAAGCCUUGUUGGAACCAGGCGCUAUUGAAGACCGAAUUACUCAAGUAGGUGGAUUAGGUGUGUUUCUUCUGAUCUUUAAGUAUCAUUCGCUCAAGUGUCAGCUGGAAUGAAUGAAUAUCACCUCACUCUAAGAAUGAAAAUUUUUUAUUUUUUGAGGAUGAAGAUAUUGAUGAAAUGGUUUGGUGUCCUAUUUGGAGUUGUGGGUGGCUGGUUUCUUAGUUGAUUGAAGAACAGGUCGAUUAUUGUUGUGAACGUGUGACUCCAUUAAAUCUGCCUAUUUACUUCUGACUCUGAUCGUAAUUUUUUUAUUUUUAACUUUCAGUACAUGCAAAAUUUUCCCGAUUCCAUGCCAUAUAUGAUGCUACGUAUUUAUACUUUUGAACCUCACUUCAAUUUACCUACAAAACGGUUUUCGCUAAUAACUUUCAUGAAACAUAUAUUAUUACAAAAUGAUGUUGAAGAAAUGCAUCUAUUGUGUUAUUAUAGCAUCUUUUGUAAAUAUAGUUUAGAGGCUAUUUCAUAUUUAUUUCUUCCACUUUCCAUGUUUGAUUUUUUUCGUUUCGAAUUUUAGAUGAUUAUAAUGACUAUCUAAGACUAAGACCCACUUUUUCUAUUCAUCUUUAG